Molecule: messenger RNA, 1517 nt
Organism: Symbiodinium necroappetens
Lineage: Eukaryota; Dinophyceae; Suessiales; Symbiodiniaceae
Source: the annotation of a GenBank genome assembly
AUCAGGAUGCAUCCGGCCCACCUGCGGGACGGCUGGGUGAAUAGCAAGGUGGCCGAGGACAACUACAAGGACUCCCUGGAAAUUAUGGAGGCGCUGAAGAAGCGGCAUGGGGGCGACAUUGACUUCCUGGCCCCAGACACCGUCCCCACUGGACCCGCCAGCAAUGCAUUCGCGCCGGUGGAAGGAGUGGUCAUCGCGGCGCCAACGGGGGUGGCGGCCUGGAACAUCAAUGGCGUGACCCUCCACUCAUGCCUCCUUCUCCCGGUCGUUAACAAGAGCUACGGCAAGGCCUGCGAUCUACCCCUUCCGAACGGCCCCCAUCUGGCAUCCCUCCGAGCAAUCUGGGCAAAGGUGGUGGCGCUCUUCGUGGACGAGAUGAGCUUCGUUUCGGCGUUCAUGUUGGAUCGACUGGACCAGCACCUCCGUCUCGCAAAAGACACUCCACGCCUACCCUUCGGAGGACUCCACAUCAUCUUCGCCGGAGACCUCUACCAGUUGCCGCCCCCUGGUGGAUUACCAGCCUUCGCCAGUCGGCUAUGGCUUCUCUUCGAGCUGUGCGAGCUCCAGGGCAACCAGCGUGCAGCCAAGGACCCCACCUGGGCGGCUUUGCUCGCGCGGGUCCGCGUCGGGAACUGGACAGAAGCGGACAUCCAGACCCUGCGCGGCAUGGUGGUCAAGAAACAUGGCUCAAAGCGGCCCGCCCCAAAGGCCGUCAAUCUGUACGCCACCCGAAAAGCAGUCGCGGACAGCAACGACAAGUACAAAGCCGAGCAUCUCCAGAGCUCGGGUGCCACGCUUCACGACUGCCCGGCCGUGGACAUCAACGUCAAGACCGGCGCUCCGCUGGACCCAGCAGCCAUAUGGACGGAUCCAGAGGAUACUGGCGGACUCGAGACCUUGCUGCAGCUUUCCGUCGGCUUGCGUGUCAUGCUGCGACACAACAUCGAUGUGGAGGAUGGCUUGGUUAAUGGGGCUUGCGGCACCGUUGAGCAUAUCGACAUCGACGAGACCAGCGGAGAGACGCAAAGGAUCUGGGUCGCCUUCGAGAAGAAUGCCGGAACCAUUUGGCGAGCAGAGCACGGCACCAACUCUGUGGCCAUUCUCCGUCGCUCGGGCACGUAUGUAGACAAGGACUGCAGCAAAGCGGAGAGGCGUCAAUUCCCGCUGGUGCUCGCCAAAGCCAUCACCAUCCACAAGAGCCAAGCAGCCACGAUGCACCACGGAGUCCACGCGCGCUUGGACCACACGGUAACCCAGGAAGGUCAAGCGUACGUCGCCUUGAGCCGCUGCCCAGAGCAGGCAUUGUGCACUCUGGAGCACUUCAACCCGAAAGCGCUGCGAUUCAACAAGAACGCUGAGUGGGCUCUGCACAAAUUGAAGUUUCAGCAAGCGAAGAGAGAUGGUCCGCCACUCUGGUGCACCUUGUUCAAGCCUCCGCAAAGCAAAGAAGUCUACUCGAAGAUGCGGAGGAAGGUGUCCGACCGUGGCGCUGCCCCCAAUGCGGUGAGGAAGUUCCC